CUGUAUUCGUAUUUUUUUUUAGUUCUUACACUCCAUAUUUAUGUACAGUAUUUGUUAUAGCUGCACCAGUCAGCACCACCCAUCUUCUUCAACAAGCUACAAACCAAUUUUAAAAAGCAGAGUGAGCGGUGGGGACAGCUCCCACCAAACAAUGGCUAGAGCCACCAUUGGCUCAGCCACUCCUAUCUCCUCCUCCUUCCGCCAUCUCAAAAACCUCUCUAAUUCUUCCCCUCCCCGACACGUCACCUUCCGCCGUUCUAAAACUAUCUGCGCCACCGCAAUGUCGGACGGCAAAGUUCCUCAUCCAUCACUAGAAGUCACAGGCGGAGCUCGAGACAAGUUUCUCUCUGCUUUUAAAUCCCUUCAUAAUCCAUACAAUCCUUAUCCCAUCGUCGCUGGGAAUCGCCAUAUAGAAACUAUUUUUGCAGCUUUCUUUAGGUCCGUUCCUGACGUUCGUCUCCGGCGAGAGUGUUUGCGGACUAAGGAUGAUGGCUCCGUCGCUCUCGAUUGGGUAUCCGGCGACGAUCGUAGCUUACCUCCCGACUCCCCGUUGCUCAUUUUGCUUCCAGGUCUGACUGGGGGAAGCGAUGACUCGUACGUGAGGCAUAUGCUGCUGAGAGCUAGAAAUAGGGGUUGGAGAAUUGUGGUAUUCAAUAGUAGAGGAUGUGGAGAUAGUCCUGUGACAACUCCCCAGUUCUAUUCAGCUUCAUUUCUUGGGGAUAUGUAUGAAGUGGUGGCACAUGUCAGCAACCGCUAUCCAGCGGCAAAUUUAUAUGCAAUAGGCUGGUCUCUUGGAGCAAAUAUUCUUGUUCGCUACUUGGGACAGGAAUCUCAUUCUUGCCUUCUCUCAGGUGCUGUUUCCUUGUGCAAUCCAUUCAAUUUGGUCAUUGCAGACGAAGAUUUCCAUAAGGGCUUUAACAAUGUUUAUGACAAAGCAUUAGCAAAUUCUCUCCGCAAAAUUUUCAAAAAGCAUGCUCUACUGUUUGAAGAUAUGGAAGGCGAAUUUAAUAUAUCAUUAGCUGCCAAUGCCAAAACUGUUAGAGAAUUUGAUGAUGGACUGACACGAGUUUCAUUUGGAUUCAAGUCUGUGGAUGAUUACUAUUCUAACUCGAGCAGCUCAGAUUCCAUUACAAAUGUCUGCACACCUCUGCUUUGUAUCCAAGCUGCAAAUGAUCCAAUUGCUCCAGCCAGAGGAAUCCCUCGUAAAGAUAUUGAGGAGAACUCAAACUGUAUGAUGAUUGUAACCCCUAAAGGAGGCCAUCUUGGUUGGGUGGCAGGUCCGGAAGCACCACGAGGAUGCCCAUGGACUGAUCCACAUGUGAUGGACUUCUUGGAGUAUAUAGAACAUGAUAAAUCUGCUUCAGCUGCAUGUGCUAGUAAUCAGGAGACUAUGAACAACGGUAUUACUGAAAGAUUCCAACACCUUGAGGUAUAGCAACAAGGUGUCGAAUUAGAAUAUUCCAUCAUUUUGAUAUAGGCACAUAUCAAGCACUGUCUGAUGAGACAGUAAUGUAUGUAUCAUAAAUCGUCAAAUUUUGGCGAGUUCAUGCUCUGCAACAUGGAGCCUAUUCUUUGAUUAUCCUCCACACAUCCAAGAAUUGUAUAAGUCAUAGUGUUGUUUGGUGAAGCUAGUCAAGAACAAUCCCUUAAGGAAAUUUUCUAUUUAUAGAUUGCUACGGCCUGCGAAGUGGUCGAUGUUGUACUCUAGUAACUGUAACUGCAAUUCUAUGCUCCUCAUUGAAGAUGGAGUUAACUCGGCAGAAUUAGUUGAGACUAACACCUUCUUUGGAUGGUUGUUAUCUGUUGUAUUGAAUUGUGUUGCUAGUUUAAAUACAAUGCUUGUUUUGAUUGUUA
Messenger RNA from Solanum tuberosum (potato), 1854 nucleotides. Its product is annotated as embryogenesis-associated protein EMB8. The record is from RefSeq and is a predicted model, not a curated record. Gene Ontology annotation, molecular function: short-chain carboxylesterase activity; monoacylglycerol lipase activity. The transcript has 8 exons. Lineage: Eukaryota; Viridiplantae; Streptophyta; Magnoliopsida; Solanales; Solanaceae. Gene Ontology annotation, biological process: lipid metabolic process. Bases 41 to 1435 code for a protein of 464 amino acids.